CUCAAGGGAAAUAAAAACUCGCAUUUGGGAGUAAUUUAAGAUGAAUUUAAGCACGAAUGAAGACUUUUAGGGGCACUAGAGCGGAGAGGAGGAGGAAGAGGAGGAGGAAGUGUUUUGGUCGCGGGGUAUUUUUCCCCAAACAGUUGAGCAGGGGUUAAUAAUCCCUCAUUUCCCUCAUGGACCUCGGUGGCAGCAGUCCGCGAAAUUUCCAGUAUGCAUGAACACAAGCUGGGAGCUGCUUUCUUCAACCCAGUGGGACUGACGCAACUUUCAGACUGAACUUCACGCCUGUUCGCCUGUUUUGUUUUGUUUUGUGACGGAUGUUUAACUCUUAUCAGAAUAUACAUUUUUGUUGUCAUCACUGCAGUGGAACCGUUUAUAUUAAGCGGAGGGAGGGGAAGGACUGCCCCGUGCAAUAAAUAACUUGUGUAAAAUGUGAGGUGUGCACCGCGUCCUGCUGUACGAGCCGCUUCAGUCCCGCUGACAACGUGACACCACCGGGAAACUCAGUUUAUUUUGGAGCCUAAAACCUGUUUUAAAUAUGGACACAAUGUGUUUAAAAAUUCAGUGCAUUCUAGUUUUCUUCACUUUUUGUGUGCAAGAGGGAUUAUCAGCGGAUUAUGCAGCGCGCUUUGGAGAAAAUAUACUUUUACAGAGAGUAAAACGUCAAAGCAAACCAACAAAACCAGUGCUGAAGGUGACAGACUACCACGUGAAGUGUUCGGUGGUGUCCCGCUACGCUGUUACCACAGUCCAGAGUUCAGUAUGGAACCAGCUUGCCAUCACUAAAGAGGCUGCCUUUGAGGUGGACCUGCCCUCCUCUGCUUUCAUCUCCAACUUCACCAUCACCUCCAAUGGCAAGGUGUAUGUGGCCCAGGUGAAGGAAAGAGCCGCUGCCAGGAAAAUUUACGACGCUGCUAAGAAGCAAGGAAAAACAGCCGGACUUGUCGCUACCAAAGAGAGGGAGAUUGAGAAGUUUCGUGUGGCAGUAAGUGUGCCGUCAGGAGCUCGGAUGUUCUUCUCCCUGUCCUAUGAGGAGCUGUUACUUCGCCGACUUGGCCGCUAUGAGCUCAGUUUGGGUCUGAGGCCAGGACAGCCUGUCCAGAACCUCACAUUAGACGUCAGUAUAACAGAGCGAACAGGCAUCAGUUUCAUCAAGGUCUUUCCGCUCAAGACAAGCCGACUGCUCUCCAACACCGCUCAAGGUGAUGCAGACGCCCCCGCGUCCACCCAUGUUGAGCGGAGUGCCAGCUGUGCUCGAGUUCACUACAGUCCCACUCUGCAGCACCAGAACAGCAUCUCCUCUAAGGGUCUUGAUGCAGACUUCAUCAUUCACUAUGAUGUAGACCUCAGAGACCCCAUGGGUGAUGUCCAGGUGCAUGAUGGCUACUUUGUGCAUUACUUUGCACCCAGAGGACUUCCUGUGGUUCCUAAAGAUGUUAUAUUUGUCAUUGACGUCAGUGGCUCCAUGAUAGGCACCAAAAUAAAACAGACCAAGCAGGCCAUGAGCACCAUCCUCGGGGACCUUAGAGAGGGAGACCACUUUAACAUCAUCACCUUCUCAGACAAGGUUCACACUUGGAAGAAAGGACGAACAGUGCGGGCAACUCGGCAGAAUGUACGAGAUGCCAAAGACUUUGUAAAAAGGAUUAUUGCAGAAGGAUGGACCAAUAUCAAUGCAGCUCUGCUUUCAGCUGCCCAGCUCGUCAACCCAACAUCCUCUGGCUCUUCCAGCCAUCUCUCAUCCCGUCGUGUCCCUCUGGUCAUUUUCCUCACUGAUGGGGAGGCAACAAUCGGAGUUACAGCCGGUGACACCAUCCUAAGUAACGCUAAGAAGGCGCUAGGCUCGGCCUCUCUGUUCGGCCUUGCCUUUGGAGAUGAUGCAGACUUCCUUCUUCUGAAACGUCUGGCUCUGGAUAACCGAGGCGUAGCUCGGAUGGUGUACGAGGAUGCAGAUGCAGCCUUGCAGCUGAAGGGUUUCUAUGAUGAAGUGGCCAGCCCUUUGCUAUCAGACAUCCAGCUGUCCUACCUGGAUGAACAAGCGUUUGACAUCACCCGCUCCCUGUUCCCAAACUACUUCCAAGGCUCUGAGUUGGUGGUGGCUGGGAGAGUUAAACCAGGGCUCAAGGAUUUAAAAGUGUCAAUGUCCGCCACUGAUUCAAAGCAGCGUGUCAAGUUGGAGAAUGAUGUGUUGAUUUCUCACACAAAGGGGAAUGGGACAGCAGAUUCACUAGACUGUUCAGGACGUUUAGAAGGAAUUUCCAGCUUUGUGCAUCGUCUCUGGGCAUAUUUCACCAUCAAAGAGCUGCUACUGGCCAAACUGAAUACAACUGACCCUGCCACUCAGAGGUUACUGGCAGACAAGGCCACAAACCUCUCCCUAAAGUAUAACUUUGUGACACCGGUCACAUCUUUAGUUGUAGUUAAGCCAGAUGCAGAUGAAGCAGCUCAAACUCCAACCACUGUAAAACCCACCACUGCAGCUACUAUAACCACGACGGCAACUACUACUGCUAUGUCCAAAAUAUCAGCUGCUGGUGCUGCAAAGAAGCCAAACUCACCCUCUAACACAAGGCCAAACAAAAAACCAGACCCUCCUCAGCCACCUCCCAGACACCCUACACCACAACCGAAAAAAACAUCAUUGCCACUUUCCCCAGCAAAAACCGUGGUUUCACCAUCCAAGAAAACCACAACAACUUCAAGUCCCGGCUCCACCAAAACUGCUCCAGCACCACUCUCUGGUAAAAAGCCCACUCCUUCCCGUAAUGAUUCUAAAACUGCCUCUCCUCCUCCUGCUGGGAAGAUAUCCACCUCUCUGCUUAAUGCUCUAAAAACAGCGUCGCCUCCUGCACCUGGAAAAAUCUCCACCCCCCAGCCCAUGAAAACAAUCCCACCCUCAACAACAACCACCACCACUACCACCACCACAAUGCUAACAUUCAGCAGCAGCACCACACCUCCUCUCAGUUCAGUCAGAACUGACGCUGCACCCCUGCCCGGGAGACUCCUUACUCCACAGCCCAGUACAGUGAGGACAGCUCUGCCUCUUGUCAAAGCGGCUGCGUCCUCCAUGGAGGCAGAGAACAGCACCACACCCGCCACAGGUGUUCCUCAGCCUGAAAUCACCACCACCGCUCUGCCCGAGCUGUUGUCUCCGCUCACCCCUCCCACCCCGGCUCCGGCUCCGGCUUUGGAAGACAACAACACAAUCUCAGGCGUGGAUGUAGACCUGAGCAUCGCCACCCUGGUGUCGGCUACUUUUGCUCCCAUGCCUGGUGUAACAGAUGGGCCAAGACUGUGGGAGGCAGCAGGGCUUCUGGAUGUCUCUACCUCCAUUCAGAUUCAGAGAAAAGAUAUUGACCUUGUGAAAGACUAUGAUGCAACCUAUGACUAUGACUACGAUCUCAGCUAUGAUGCCUGGGAUGAUAGUGCAGACACGGGAUCAUUUGUGCUUGGGAGUGAGGAGGACUGUCCUUUAGUUGAAUGUCUUAUGCUUUUAGAGCCUCCGUCCAGGCUGAGCACCAUCAGGGUCUUCUCCUCAUCAGUCGAUGGAGAUCCUCAUUUUGUGGUCCAGUUGCCAAAGCUGCAUCAGAACCUCUGUUUCACAGUAGACGGCAGGGCUAAUGACAUUCUCAGACUGUUAGAGGACCCAAAGAGAGGGCUCAUUGUGGAUGGUCAUCUAGUGGGGGCUCCCCCCAAGCACGGCUCAGAGGAGCGCCCCCGAACCUACUUUGACAGGCUCACCAUCUCCUCAGCCACGGGCGACUCUGGUGACAUUAUGAUCACACUCUCAUUGGACGCUGUAGUGGUGGAAGGGGAAGGGCAGGAUAUCCUCCCCAUCAAUCAGCAGGGAUCAGUGACAAGGCAGGGUGUGACGGUUGCUGUGGACAACCAUCGGAGCUGCUGGAUUGAGUUGGCCAAGGAUGUGCGCUUCCUGGUUCUGUUCCACCAUUACAAACACCCCAGCUACCUACAAAUGGCUCACCUGGGUUUUUAUAUCACACAUGGACGUGGGCUGUCUGCCUUAACCCAAGGCCUGCUCGGCCAGUUUCAGCAUGCUGACAUGAGCAUAACAGCAGUGAACGAUCAUCUGGAUGGAGGUGCUCACCGAGCUAACAAGGAGGGAAUGUUAGCCAAUUCUGGGAUCCUGAGGUGGGGAUCGGAGCACAUGCCAGUCACUUUGCAAGACAAGACGCUCAAAGACACGGUGCGAAAACGCCACUUAGGAAAGUGUUGGGUGGUGCCCAAGGCAGAAGUAGAGAGACUACUGGGUCAUCCGUAUGAGAGCUACGUGGUGGAUCAAGUGUAAUUCUAGCUGAGUCAGCUUUGCCUUGUUGCCUCACUGCCGCACAGCUCAGGUCACAGCAAUUAUUACGGCAUGGUUAUUGGACAAAGGAUGAGCAAGAAGUAGGACUCCACGGGUCUAAAAUGACAUGUUGCCACAGUGUAAUAUUCUGUAAGGAGCAGUGAAACACAGGUGUGGUUGCAAAAGAAGAAAAGUGGGGGUGACAGAUUAGAGACUACAGUGAAAGACAAAGCUGCAAAUACAGGAAUUACGAGGAUGGUUGUAUGGUUCUACAUAUAAUAUGGUUAAGGACUGAGCGAUGCCGUUGUGCCUUAACCAUCACUGAAUUUGAAUUAGAUUCAAGCUCUGUGUUUCUGUGUAUCUAUGACAGAGACGCAAUGUUCUCCUGUUCGCAUGGCAACCACAAGAUGUCUAUUUGUGUUGCAGCAGUUUGCUCCCAAAUAUCUUGCACACUAAUAUUGUUCACAACUUCAAAGAUAUCCGUCUUAUAUUUUCAUCAUGCAGUGAUUAUUAGGUAAUGACAGAUUUUUCUAUUUCAGAAUGAUUUGUAAUUAAAAAUUGUAUCAUUUUUGUGAGUUGUAUUUUUAGUACACAAGUGUAUAUAAGCUAUUAUUGUAUGUAUGUAAAGAUAAUCUUACCCCUAAAAGGUUACUCACCUGGAUGUAGUGAUUGCAUCUUCAAAAAGUAACAAAAUCAGGGUCUUUCCAGGUUUGCCAUGUGCUUUUUAUUUUUCUAUCAUUUCAUUCGCAGUUUAAUUCAUUUUAUUUGUUACACAAGACAUUAGGCAUUGUUCACAUACUAGUGAUCAAACAAGGACAGUAAGUUUUCUACUACUCAGCCUGAACUAUUUCUUUUGUCAAUUUCAAGGGAUAUUGUCAAUAGUGGUUUUCAAAGGCCAAACUGGAUGGAAAUUAAAACAGUACAACCACACAUGAGGCUUUUUGUUUUCAAUAAAUAAAAAAAAGAGAGGACAGUAUCUGAUGUUGAGGAAGGGCGGGGGAAGGAGGGAAGGCUUCAAAUAUAUCUAUGUUCAAAGAGUAAACAGUAUUCCAGUUUUUAUCAGAUAACAUGUUUCCAGGAUGAAGACCACACACAAAGUUGAACGAUGCACAGUGUGAGAUUGUUGUGAAUACACAGCUGUAUCGAUUUUCAUUUCUGCUCGAUGCUCAGACUGCUGCUGUUAUCCUUCCAUCAAAACCUGUUUCUUAAGAAUGCUAAUAAUCAUAUUAAACCAUGAUGCAACACUGGAAUGAUCACUGAAUAAGGUAAACAUAACACAUAACACAGCAAAUAACAAAACGAAAACAAAUAAUUUCGGUGUGCAUCACUUUUUUUUUUAAAAUCCAUUUUAUCAUCAGAACAUAAACUAAUAGCAUAGCAUAUUCAGCAUUUGACGUAAACCUUCCACAAUACGUCAGUGAAAUUCGAAUAAAUAGAGCAUAACAAUAAGACACGUCAACACCCCAAACACGCAAUAACUUUGUUUAGAGUUGUUAAGGGAUUGGUCGCGGUGGAUAAAGUGAAAUGGAACUGCUUCAGUGUUUUAAAAAGGAAACUAUUAGAUCGUCUCAUCUGUUGUUGAUGUGUAACAAGCCAAGCCAAAGAUCAAUCCGGCUGUUAGGGUGCAGCGAUAUGAGGAAGUGCCUCGACUCCGUUGUACAAUAACAGCCCUGAUUUGGUUGAAAACAAUAUCCCUUCUAUAGUAUUCAGUCAGCUUUACAGAGAAACAUACACUACUUAACUGUACUUUAAACGUUGUCAGCAAGUUUUGCCAAUAACAGCAACACCAUUUUUGGCACAAGACAGACCUGCCACUAACGGUUAGAUAAACAAAGCAGUCAAUUUUCUUUUUUUUUAAUAGGGCCCAAACAUUUGAACAAGACCCCAAAUUAAGGCUACAACCAAUCAAAAAAAAGCUUCUUGGUUCAUUCUUAUGGGGUGGCACUUGUAACUGUGGCUUCGUACUUAUGCUAUGCUACAGAAUCUUUUAAAGUUAGGGGAGCGUCCGGCUUUUCACUCUAUUUAACAACUGCAAUUUUUCAUAGGAUUUUGUCUCUAAGGGAUCGACUUUAUCUCAAUGACAUACACAAGGGUUGAAACAACCAAGACACAAUCUGGUGCUUUCACUAUUAGCCGAAAUUUCAGUCUUCGCCCUCUUCACUCAAAAGUGAAACUUUCCAAAUAUCAAAUCCAAAACAUUCCCCACAUACAUUCUUUCCUCCACGGCACACCUUCUCGCAUCUCGACAACUUCAAUCAGCCGUAAUCAGCCUCGUUUCCAUCACUCGUUCCAAAUCUCACCGAAUACUUCACUGAAAGCCUCACCUGACACUAGACAAAUCCAUUCCCAUGCCUCUUUUUGCUCCUGACAUUCCCUUUUUUUUUUUAACUUGAAGACCACAGUUUAAACCUCAGCUCUGUAAACGUCAUAACUUCAGCCAGUGAAAUGUGCACCAAAUAUAUAGAAAUAAAACUCUUCAAUAAUUUAAAAUGUUAGAAAGUAAACUAUUCAAAUUUAAAACUGACAUCACACAACAGAGAUAAAACAAAGGAACUGUUUUUUGUUUUUUUUUUGAGGGUGGAGGGGUGAGGUGGG
Molecule: messenger RNA, 6904 nt
Organism: Thunnus maccoyii (southern bluefin tuna)
Lineage: Eukaryota; Metazoa; Chordata; Actinopteri; Scombriformes; Scombridae
Gene: itih6
Product: inter-alpha-trypsin inhibitor heavy chain family member 6
Exons: 17
Coding region: 542-4312 (1256 amino acids)
Biological process (GO): hyaluronan metabolic process
Molecular function (GO): serine-type endopeptidase inhibitor activity
Source: RefSeq, a predicted model, not a curated record